AUUCUCAUUCCGCACUAUCAGGUUAUAUCCAAAUACUUUUUCGAACACCUGACUUUUCAUACAUUCACGAGAAAAAUGCAUCUGAAAUUGGUUGUGUUUUGUAUAGUAGCAGUCGCUUUAGUUCAUGCCGUUAGUGAUGAGGAAUGGAAUAGCUACAAGCAAAAAUUCAACAAAAAAUACAACACUCCCCAAGAUGAUGCACUCCACCGUUCAAUUUAUGAAAAGAAUGUCCAGAAAAUCGACGCUCACAACCAGAGAUUCAAAGCAGGACAAGAAACCUGGGAAAUGGGUAUAAAUCAAUUCACCGAUAUGACAGAGGAAGAGAGCAAAAAGUCUUUUGGGCUGAAACCGAUAAACUGAAGAAUGUUUUUGAAGCUUUAUUUUUAAUGUUGAUAUUGAUAUCUGUUCUAUAGAACCUGAUUUUUUUUAAAAAUAUAUACAUAUAUGUAAAAAUAUAGUAUUUAUAU
Molecule: messenger RNA, 467 nt
Organism: Leptinotarsa decemlineata (Colorado potato beetle)
Lineage: Eukaryota; Metazoa; Arthropoda; Insecta; Coleoptera; Chrysomelidae
Product: cathepsin L-like proteinase
Source: RefSeq, a predicted model, not a curated record